Molecule: messenger RNA, 1087 nt
Organism: Anopheles funestus (African malaria mosquito)
Lineage: Eukaryota; Metazoa; Arthropoda; Insecta; Diptera; Culicidae
Gene: RpS2
Product: 40S ribosomal protein S2
Exons: 3
Coding region: 137-958 (273 amino acids)
Biological process (GO): translation
Cellular component (GO): ribosome; cytosolic small ribosomal subunit
Molecular function (GO): structural constituent of ribosome; RNA binding
Source: RefSeq, a predicted model, not a curated record
AAAGAGCGAGAAAGAGUACACACGAGCAGACCACUCAUGAGGUGCGUCCUCGGAAAGGGAAUCUUGUUCGACGGUGCUGUUCCAUCGUCUCGUUCAUUCGGGUUACCGUAACAGCACAGACAACACCAAGAGAAACAUGGCGGACGCUGCUCCAGCCCGUGGUGGAUUUAGAGGAGGAUUCGGCUCACGUGGCGGUUCCCGCGGUGGUCGCGGUGGACGAGGCCGUGGUCGCGGUCGUGGCCGUGGACGCGGUGGCAAGGAAGACUCGAAGGAAUGGGUGCCGGUGACGAAGCUAGGCCGCCUGGUGAAGGAUGGCAAGAUUCGCACCCUGGAAGAAAUCUACCUGUACUCGCUCCCGAUUAAAGAGUUCGAGAUCAUCGAUUUCUUCCUGAACCGUCUGCUGAAGGAUGAGGUGCUGAAAAUCAUGCCCGUCCAGAAGCAGACCCGUGCUGGUCAGCGUACCCGCUUCAAGGCGUUCGUCGCCAUCGGUGACAGCAACGGUCACAUCGGUCUCGGUGUGAAGUGCAGCAAGGAAGUGGCUACCGCCAUCCGUGGUGCUAUCAUCCUGGCCAAGCUGUCGGUCGUUCCGGUGCGUCGUGGCUACUGGGGUAACAAGAUCGGUCGCCCGCAUACCGUGCCUUGCAAGGUCAGCGGUAAGUGUGGUUCCGUUCUGGUGCGUUUGAUUCCUGCACCGCGUGGUACCGGCAUUGUGUCCGCUCCGGUACCGAAGAAGCUGUUGCAGAUGGCUGGUAUUGAUGAUUGCUAUACCACCACCCGUGGUUCCACGACGACGCUCGGCAACUUCGCGAAGGCCACGUACGCAGCCAUUGCUAAGACGUACGCUUUCCUGACGCCGGACUUGUGGAAGGAUCUGCCACUGAACAAGACUCCGUACCAGGAGUUCGCCGACUUCCUCGACAAGACUAACAAGACCGGUCAGCGUAUCAUCGAAAUGUAAGAAUUGCCCUUGCAUUUUGAAAUCAUUGCUACCAGUCACAGUCAAACGCUUCGAAUGCAGUGAUGCUUUCGAAGGAGAAAAACUAAAAAUAAAAAAAAUCAUUCGUUUUGGAAACGGAACGAUAGCAAA